Molecule: messenger RNA, 1545 nt
Organism: Nanorana parkeri
Lineage: Eukaryota; Metazoa; Chordata; Amphibia; Anura; Dicroglossidae
Gene: ATP6V0D1
Product: ATPase H+ transporting V0 subunit d1
Exons: 8
Coding region: 155-1210 (351 amino acids)
Biological process (GO): vacuolar acidification; proton transmembrane transport; vacuolar transport
Cellular component (GO): plasma membrane proton-transporting V-type ATPase complex; lysosomal membrane; early endosome
Molecular function (GO): proton-transporting ATPase activity, rotational mechanism
Source: RefSeq, a predicted model, not a curated record
UCCCACCUACAUGACAGCAGUUUUGUCAUGUGACAGGUGGUGCUGCGUUCACGUGACCCCUCCCGAUUCUCCGGGUUCCCCUAGCCGGUGCAGUGACGUCACUGUUCCUCUAUUGCUUUCUCUCUGACACCGACCCGUGCCCUCCGUCAUCAAGAUGUUGUCCUUCUCCGAGCUCUACUUCAACGUAGACAGCGGCUACCUGGAAGGUUUGGUCCGUGGCUUCAAGGCCGGCGUCUUGACUCAGGGGGACUACCUGAACCUGGUGCAGUGCGAGACCCUGGAGGAUCUCAAGUUGCAUCUUCAGAGCACAGACUAUGGCACAUUUCUGGCCAAUGAAGCCUCGCCGCUUGCUGUCUCUGUCAUUGAUGACAAGCUGAAGGAGAAGAUGGUUGUGGAGUUUAGACACAUGAGGAACCAAUCGUAUGAGCCGCUCGCCAGCUUCUUGGAUUACAUUACGUAUAGCUACAUGAUUGACAAUGUAAUCCUGUUGAUUACCGGCACCCUGCACCAGCGCUCCAUUUCCGAACUUGUGCCUAAAUGCCAUCCUUUGGGAAGCUUUGAACAGAUGGAAGCUGUAAACAUCGCCCAAACACCUGCAGAAUUGUACAACGCCAUUCUUGUUGAUACCCCACUAGCUGCAUUCUUCCAGGACUGCAUUUCAGAACAAGAUCUUGAUGAAAUGAAUAUUGAAAUUAUAAGGAACACUCUGUACAAGGCCUAUUUAGAAUCCUUCUACAAGUUCUGCGAAGGGCUAGGAGGAACUACUGCAGAUGCCAUGUGUCCCAUCCUAGAGUUUGAAGCCGACCGCCGAGCGUUUAUAAUCACAAUUAAUUCAUUUGGCACCGAACUUUCCAGAGAAGACCGUGCCAAGCUGUUCCCACACUGCGGGAAAUUGUACCCUGAAGGCCUGGCCCAGUUGGGGAGAGCUGAUGACUAUGAGCAGGUCAAAGCAGUAGCUGACUAUUACCCAGAAUAUAAACUGCUGUUUGAAGGUGCAGGAAACAAUCCUGGCGAUAAAACCCUGGAAGACAGGUUCUUUGAACAUGAGGUGAAAUUAAACAAACUGGCUUUUAUCAACCAGUUCCACUUUGGAGUAUUUUAUGCCUUUGUAAAGCUAAAGGAGCAGGAGUGCCGAAAUAUCGUAUGGAUUGCGGAGUGCAUCGCCCAGAGGCACCGAGCCAAGAUUGACAACUACAUUCCUAUCUUCUAGAGGGGGCAUUCCCACCACAGCUCCCCUACGACCUCCCCCUUCCCCCCCCCCCCUCCCUCACAGACAUUUCUUUUGCCUUACAGGCUGAAAACAAAAUCUGUGGAUUGGGUGUGACAUCAGAUGUAAAGAUUCAGCUUUACAUAUCUGAUCAUCUGGAGGUUUCAUUUUAUUUAUAGCUGUUAAUCAAUGGUCUUUCUACUCAUUUCCUGAAAUGCCUUCCAUCUGGCUGUGAUGGAUUUAAAGGGCCAUCAAUCCUGCCUCAAGAGGAGGAGUUUUUAUAUUUGGAAUAUCUAAUAAUAACAAUAAUAAUUCUAUAUGAAAUGUACCAGUACAAA